This is a messenger RNA of Zonotrichia albicollis (white-throated sparrow), 2614 nucleotides long. The record is from RefSeq and is a predicted model, not a curated record. NCBI's taxonomy places the organism in Eukaryota, Metazoa, Chordata, Aves, Passeriformes, Passerellidae.
CCUGCGCUGUCCGGGAAGGUGGGAGGAGGGCAGAGCGACAAAUCGGCCUCCCCAUCCUUUAAUUGCUCCAGUGAGAAACAGAGGCUUGGGCUCUUCCCCCCUGACGGCCCCCCACAGCCCCUCGUGCUGCUCAGCAGAGCCCGUGGUGCUGCCCUCGCUCCCUUGCACCCUCUCCUGCUGAAAGGAUCCCAUACACUGUCCCUAGGGAUGUUCAUGGAAAGACUGGAGGUGGCACUCAGUGCCGUGCUCUACUUGACACGGUGGUGUUCGGUCAUAGGCUGGAGUCGAUCUCAGAGGUCUUUUCUAACCUAAUUGAUUCUGUGAUCAUCAGUAGCAGCAGAGAAACAUUCCAAAAGGCCUUUGUGAAAUGACAUUUUGAAGGGGUCUCUUUAACUUGAUUUAGAAAUCCUUCCAUUUGAACAAACAUUUAGCUUUUUCUAGAUAAAACCUAAUUACUUUUCCAUGCACAUGUACUAAUGGAUGGUGAAGGCAAGAUAUGAAAGUGUCUUACUUGUGCUUGGAUGUAGCUGCAUAUCCAGUUAUAUGGAGUAAAUCAACCUGUACCUGAUGUGGAGGCUCCUUCCACACCUUACCUCCCCCUGCUGCAGCCUCGUAGGGCAUCAGGAGCAUUUCUGGGCUCAGUCCCAGAGGGAAGAACAGAACCUGCUAUCCACACAAAAACUGCCAGGGCCAGUGGCUUAUGGGAUGAGGGAAGGUGAGGCAGCAUUUGCAUUCCUGGUGAGUUGCCUGCUCUAGAAAUUCAGAGUAAAAGGAAGAGUAUGCUUGGCACAGGGCAGAACCAUCACCUUGCUGCAGCCUUUGGAGUUGGAGCUUCUCUGUGGCUGUUUCCUUCCUCCAUUCUUUCAAAAGGGAAACCAGAGUACCUUCAAAUAACAGGUGACAGUAACAGCAAGGAAGGACACCCUUCCAUUUGUACUGAAUACUGAAUAUAAGGUUACUAAUCUCAGGUGUCUGAUAUAAACAAGUUUAAAUGCCACUGAUCUGUUCAAUUGUCGUGGAGACUGUUCUCCUGCUUUGAAUUCUGAAUUAUCAGGACCCUUGGAUUCCACAGCAGCUUAGCCAGAUGUUCUGUAAAGUAAUUGACCAUUAUUAUGUAUGGAGCUGUGGCUCAGCUUGCUGUUUCUAUGCAGUGUGAAGUUGUCUCUUGCUUUUUUGUUUUGCGAGGUCUCAGCUCCAUCAGGUGACAGCUCAAAGAUAAUUUGUCAUCUUCCCUUAGAAGGUGGCUGAGGUGAAGGGAGGUAGCUUUGCUGCUAGAACAUGCUGGAUGCAUUUACCAGGAUCCAGCUCCCUCUUGUGGGAGCUGUGCAGCCAGAACUCCACAGGAGUGUGGGGAGAUGGAUACAGCAUCCACAGGGAGAGAUCUGGUUCUGUGCCCUGGUUUUCUCUGCAGUCACUCUUGUGUUGAUUCUGGUGCUUGCUGUAGGUUUUAUACUCUCAAACAGAAUAGCUUCCCCUCCCUUCAGUUACUGGCAAGUCACGCUUGUGCAUUAAGCAUGGUUCUAGGCCAGGCAGGCUUGUUCUCUUCAGCUGGGCUCAUCUCAAACUGUGCAGUGUCAUGGUCAGAAAUAACCCUCUGUUAGAAAAAAUGCAACAAGUUAACUAAGGCCCAGGUCACCAAAGGAUUCCUCAGCUGUUCACUGCACAGGGCCUUUAGCUGUUGAGAAAGACUCCUUUGUGUUACAUUUUGUGACAAAAGUACACCUUGCUUUACUUAUCUUAAGCUUAGUGUCUACUUCAACUAUUGGCUGAAAUAAACCAGCCAUGCUCUCAUGGGGCACAACAGAUAAAAGAGUACUGGCUUAUUUAAAAGCAGUGGUUUUCUUUCAGUAAGAAGUGUAGGCCUUUUGACAGUCCAGUCUGGUAUCUCAAAAUGAAGCAUUUUCCAUGGGAGUGGCUUUAGGUCAGAAUGCCAUUUUUGUUCAGUUUGGUACAGCAGGUGUCAAACAAGAUAGGCAGAGGAGGUUGUCGGAUUUGCUUAGAGCACGAAGGAGUGGCUUCUUAAAAUUACAGUGGAAUAAUUAUAUUCUUUUUUUUUUUUUUGCAGAAUUUGUGUCAUCACCUUGGCAGAAGCCCACCCUCUUCUUCAAAGUGGGAAAACAAUUAAAAACAUUAAUUACCAAAUCAGUGCAAACUGUAGCAGACUUCAGAAUAAGGUCUCUGGGAAGUCAAAAAGGGAUAUCUUCAUCAGAUGGAGAGGAAUACACUAUUUACAGUUGCAUACGAGGGCGGCUAAUUGAGGUGAAUGAGAACAUCCUUAGCAAUCCCGCUCUUCUGCAAGAAAAGCCAUCAACUGAGGGGUACAUUGCAGUGGUUCUACCCAAAUUUGAAGAAAGCAAGAGUAUAACUCAGGGACUUCUGACGCCGAAGGAGUAUGAGGAAGUUUUGAUGAAACGCCGCAGUUCUGCUUUGUGAAAUCAACUCUACACUUCCCAUCUGUGUUUGAUACUAAAUAAGUGACUUUUAUUGUACACUGUGAGUUUUAUAGUAUGGAAAAGGCCCAGUGCCAGUUUUUAAAAGGAACUAAACUCCUUGAUUUGUAAAAGAAUAAACCAGUUAAAAUAGUUUGUAUAUUAAAAUUUCUGUAAAAACUUGA